AUGGAGACGCAGAGUGUAUGCAAACUGUUUGAGGUGGAUCUUCUGAAUGUGGACAGAGCUUGGCAGGAAGAGGCUGACACAUGUGUCCUCACUGUGAUUUGUGGGUCAGGGGUCCCCCAGGAUGUACUUUUGGGUUCUCCUCGGAAACAAUUUGCAGACCUACACACAGUGACCAGCUGUCCUCUGGAUACACAGACACCACAGUGUCCAGACCAGGAGACCUCUGGACAAACAGACUUUAAGAACACCAAAUUCAGUGAGAUGGGUUUGGAGACACACACCUCCACUCCCAGUGUGGGCCAGGGUCAGCGUUCCCCGAACUCAGAGAGUUAUAGUAAUUCCAGAGUGUUCUGGGUCAUUGAGGCGUCAAUGGCAAACCUUCUGUUGCACUGA
Knipowitschia caucasica is the source of this 393-nucleotide messenger RNA. The record is from the annotation of a GenBank genome assembly. NCBI's taxonomy places the organism in Eukaryota, Metazoa, Chordata, Actinopteri, Gobiiformes, Gobiidae.